CGCCGUCUACUUGGAAGAAUUUCAGUGAGUCGCGAUCAUCGUCGAGUUCGUGAACCUCGUCGCCAUGGCCUUCACACUCCAUGACGGUGGCGGUGGCGGUGGCCGGCGGCAAACGGUAUCAAAAAGUGCAGACCCACUUAUUGCUUAUGACAGGCGGGUUCUUGUUCCCGAUCUCGUUGCCGAGACUGAACGCUACAUUGCGCAGAAACAAUUUCGUGAUUCCCAUCUAUUUGACCCUGAUGUUCUUCCUCAUCGUGGGGCUCAUCAUCUUCACGGACUUUACCACAUUCGUUAUUAUAGUUAGAAAAGAUGCCGCUAGAAAAGAGUCUUCCAGAAAAGGGUGUUGGCAGCACAGGACCGUUGAUUACACCAGUUAGUUGAAGAACCAUUUUGGCAAUGGGAAGAAGAAGAAUCUAUUUUGGAGUAUGCUUGAUGGACACUCAUGUCUGUUACCGCGAUACAGGUUGCAAAUCAAGAAUAGCAACCAUUCCAUAUACUUUAUUCGGGUUGCCAAAUAAAGUUUCCUUUAAUCUUUUAUGCUAAGGAAGAAAGCUCCAUGUGGCUGUACUUACUACUACUUUGCAGCUUUUCAUUUGCAUUUCAUUACAACCUCAUUUCAUCAACAUUUGCAGCUUAGCUUGCUGCACUUUGUUGCUACCGUGCUUUGGUGUAACUCUCCCUUCUUCAUUUGCUGCCAUUUUGUGCAGCCUUUCAUUUUCAUUUGUUGCUACUUUUGCAGCUUGAACAUCACAACUCCAACAAAAUUUAUUGGUUUCA
This is a messenger RNA of Rubroshorea leprosula, 777 nucleotides long. The record is from the annotation of a GenBank genome assembly. Lineage: Eukaryota; Viridiplantae; Streptophyta; Magnoliopsida; Malvales; Dipterocarpaceae.